Camellia sinensis is the source of this 314-nucleotide messenger RNA. Lineage: Eukaryota; Viridiplantae; Streptophyta; Magnoliopsida; Ericales; Theaceae. The record is from RefSeq and is a predicted model, not a curated record.
UUUCAAAGGCUUCUUUCCAAGUGACAGAUGCCAUUACUAAAGAUGAUAGAACACCCAUUGUGAUAGUAAUUCCUGGCUUAACAAGUGAUUCUGCCUCGGCUUAUAUAAAACAUUUUGCAUUCAAGAUGGCAAAUUGUGGUUGGAAUGUUGUUGUCAGCAAUCAUCGGGGGCUAGGCGGAAUAUCAAUUACUUCUGAUUGCUUCUAUAAUGCUGGGUGGACAGAGGAUAUACGUAAAGUCAUUGAUCAUCUCCACUGUAAAUACCCAGAAGCUCCUCUUUUUGUUGUUGGAACUAGCAUUGGUGCCAAUAUUCUG